Molecule: messenger RNA, 1129 nt
Organism: Chenopodium quinoa (quinoa)
Lineage: Eukaryota; Viridiplantae; Streptophyta; Magnoliopsida; Caryophyllales; Amaranthaceae
Product: phosphopantothenoylcysteine decarboxylase-like
Exons: 3
Coding region: 262-897 (211 amino acids)
Biological process (GO): coenzyme A biosynthetic process
Cellular component (GO): phosphopantothenoylcysteine decarboxylase complex
Molecular function (GO): phosphopantothenoylcysteine decarboxylase activity; FMN binding
Source: RefSeq, a predicted model, not a curated record
UGUAGUUGGAAGUCUUGGAAGUAGGAAGUCAAAGCGUCAAUAGUUGGAACUCUUAAACAAAAUUGGCGCUUCCCUCCCCCCUCAUUCACUCCACUGCACACUCUUUCUCCUCGUUAUUAACUCCUCCGCCAUUUCGACGCCGAUCUCCGUCGCUUCUCCGACUCCACCGUCGCUUAUCAUUUCGACGGCAAACCGCCGCCGUCACCAUUGUUGCUCCUUCAACACCAAGAUUUUUGAACAGAGUUGGCUUGUUCUUUGGUCAUGGCACAAGGAGAACCUGUUACUACUCACAUAGAACCUGUACUGGCUAAUGACACACCUAGGAGACCCAGGAUCCUUCUAGCUGCAAGUGGAAGUGUUGCUGCUAUCAAGUUUGGCAACCUCUGUCAUUGCUUUUCUGAAUGGGCUGAUGUAAAAGCAGUGGCGACUAAAUCUGCAUUGCAUUUUAUUGACAGCGUGACAAUUCCAGAAGAUGUGAUGCUGUACACAGAUGAGGAUGAAUGGUCUAGUUGGAGUAAAAUAGGUGACAAUGUCCUUCACAUUGAGCUUCGCAGGUGGGCUGACAUCAUGGUUAUUGCCCCUCUUUCAGCAAAUACUCUUGGCAAGAUUGCUGGAGGAUUAUGUGACAAUCUGCUGACAUGCGUUGUACGGGCCUGGGACUACAGCAAGCCUUUAUUUGUAGCUCCAGCUAUGAACACCAUGAUGUGGAACAACCCAUUUACAGAGAAGCAUCUUCUGUCAAUUGAUGAGCUCGGCAUUACUUUGAUUCCUCCUGUUACAAAGAGGCUGGCUUGUGGAGAUUACGGAAAUGGAGCCAUGGCUGAACCAUCUCUCAUCUAUAAGACCAUACGACUGUUCUUGGAGUCUCAUCGGCUCCAAGCUGGCUCAAAUGUGUAGAACUACUUAGGUGCCAUUCCUAAACCGAGCUAAUUUUGUGAAGUUUGUGGAUGUUCUAUGGCUUCAUUGUAUAGUAGUUGGAUUGUGUGAAUGUUUUGCUACCAUGAUACUGGGUAUUCUGAUUAAGUACGCAUGCUGUAGAGCUUUUGUUUGCCUGAUAAAGGCUGACUUGAAUUGUUGUCAAUAUUGCAGAUCUAAACCAUCAAAUAGUUAUUACUUCGUAUGUUUUAAA